GGCCGGGCCGCGGGUGUUCGCCGAGACACGAGCCCUCCUGCACCCGCUGCAGGCUGCUAACCGCUAUCUCCGUGCAGCCACAGAGUGACAUCAGCCGGCAGCGCCUCGAAUCGACAGCGGACACCACUGCCCGCUACCGCCCCAUCCGGGCCUCUCCGCCGCGGCCGUUGGAAGCGUUCGAACCCCCCGACAGCCAAUCAGCAUAAAACAUCCCUCGCCCAUUCAACAACCUGCUGUCAACAAGGCCUGGUAGUCUGCCCAGGAAACUUCCCACCGCCAAUGGGAGACCUCCCAGAUAUGAGCGGCAGAUAUAGCACCCAAUCCAAGAGGGAAGGGCGAGAAGCUAUGUCCCAAAAAGGAGGGGAGGGGGCGGGACAACUUAGAGAGAUGGCGAAUGAGGUGAUGGGUUACAGAGGGGCGGUGGGACUGGCAGCCAAUGCGUGGCGCACUUAGUGCGGCGGCUCGCUUUUUGAAUUGUUGGUGGCGGUCGCUCAUGGAGGAGGUUGUUUUUGCGGUUGUCGGCCUUAGCGCUAUUGAAGAAAGAAGCAAGACAUAAUCAUGGCUGACAACAGUAUGCUUGUGUCUGAAACUGGGAGGAGCCUCUUGUCUGACUCUUCUGUUCUUGAUUCAAAAAUUGUAGAAAGCUCAAAAGAGGAUGUAUCUCUUGGAUCUGUUUUGAAUGUUGAAGAAGAAAUGCCUCAAAUAGAAACAAGAGUGGUUUUGGUUCAGGAAGCAGGGAAACGUGAAGAGCUUCUGAAAGCCUUGGAGACCAUUAAGAUAAUGGAAGUACCAGUUAUAAAGAUAAAGAAAACUAGUCCUGGUAAAGCAGAAGAAAAACUAAUAAAAAGUAUUAUUCAUAUGGAAAUUAAAGUGCCCUACAUAAAGACAGACACAAUAGAAGAACUUGGAGAUUCUGACUCGCCAGAAUUUGAGUCUAUCUUUGUUGUAUCAGAAUUUCAAGAUUCUAUCUUCAACAACCUCUGCAAAGCAGAUUGUCGUGUCAUUGGACCUCCAGUAGUACUGCACUGUGCACAAAAAGGAGAGCCUUUACCCUUUUCCUGUCGUCCACUGUACUGUGCAAGUAUGUUGAACUUGGUACUGUGCUUCACAGGAUUCAGAAAGAAAGAUGAAUUAGUUAAGCUGGUGACCUUGGUUCACCAUAUGGGUGGAAUUAUUCGCAGGGACUUAAGCUCAAAAGUUACACAUCUGGUGGCUAACUCAACACAUGGAGACAAAUUCAGAAUUGCUGUGAGUCUUGGCACACCUAUUGUGAAAGCAGAGUGGAUUUAUAAGGCGUGGGAGAGAAGGAAUGAAAUUGAUUUCUGUGCAGCUGAUGAUGACUUUAGAAAUCAGUUCAAGGUUCCUCCCUUCCAGGAUUGCAUGUUAAGUUUCCUUGGAUUCUCUGAUGAUGAGAAAGCUAACAUGGAAGAAAUGACAGAAAUGCAAGGAGGACACUGUUUACCAGUUGGUGAUGAAAGGUGUACGCACUUAGUGGUUGAAGAAAAUACAGUAAAAGAUCUUCCAUUUGAACCCUUAAAAAACCUUUAUGUUGUAAAGCAAGAGUGGUUCUGGGGAAGCAUUCAAAUGGAUGCCAGAGCUGGAGAGUCCAUGUAUUUAUUUGAAAAGUCAGAGAGUCCUGGUCUCAAGAAGUCUGUGUCACUACUUUCUCUGAAUACUCCAAACAGCAAUCGCAAAAGGCGCCGUUUGAAAGAGACUCUUGCGCAGCUGACCAGAGAAACAGAUGUGUCGCCAUUCCCUCCUCGGAAACGCCCAUCAGCUGAACAUUCACUUUCAAUUGGGUCCUUGUUGGAUAUUUCUAACACUCCAGAGUCGAGCACUACCAGUGGAGAAACGCCAAACUCUUCUGCAAGGCCUUCCAAAAAUGCAACUCCUCUUGCACUAAAACAGUCUGCAAGAUGGCAGGUUGCAAAGGAAUUGUAUCAGACAGAAAGUAACUAUGUUGAUAUCCUAACAACAAUUAUUCAGUUAUUUCAAGUUCCAUUGGAAAAGGAAGGACAACUUGGGGGACCAAUCCUUGCACAGGAAGAGAUUAAGACCAUAUUUGGCAGCAUUCCAGAUAUUCUUGAUGUGCAUACUAAAAUCAAGGAAGACCUGGAAGAUCUUAUGAUGAAUUGGACUGAAAGCAAAAGUAUUGGUGAUAUCGUUCUUAAAUAUUCAAAAGACUUGUUGAAAACAUACCCUCCAUUUGUGAAUUUCUUCGAAAUGAGUAAGGAGACUAUUACUAGAUGUGAAAAACAGAAGCCAAGGUUUCAUGCCUUUCUAAAGAUAAAUCAAGCUAAACCUGAGUGUGGCCGUCAAAGUCUAGCUGAACUCCUUAUACGUCCUGUUCAAAGGCUGCCUAGUGUUGCUCUACUGCUAAAUGAUAUUAAGAAGCAUACAGCAGAAGACAACCCAGAUAAAAUAACUCUAGAGAGAGCUAUUGAAUCAUUAAAGGAAGUGAUGACACAUAUUAAUGAAGACAAAAGAAAAACAGAGGCACAGAGGCAGUUCUUUGAUGUUGUCUAUGAAGUUGAUGGAUGUCCAGCCAAUCUCUUGUCCUCUCACCGAAGCUUAGUUCAGCGUUUGGAAACUGUAGCACUUGGUGAUGACCUCUGUGACAGGGGAGAACAGGUCACACUCUUUCUAUUUAAUGAUUGCCUAGAGAUUGCAAGGAAACGGCAUAAAGUUAUUGGUGCUUUCAGGAGUCCCCAUGGCCACACAAGGCCUCCUGCAUCUCUCAAGCAUGUUGUUCUCAUGCCUCUCUCCCAGAUCAAGAAAGUCCUAGACAUCAGGGAGACAGAAGAUUGCCAUAAAGCUUUUGCUUUAGUUGUGCGGCCACCAACAGAACUCAACAACAAGCUACUUAGUUUCCAAAUGACAACUGAAGAACCUCCAAAAGAAGACUGGUUGAAGAUGUUGUGUCGGCAUGUGGCUAAUACUAUUUGUAAAGCAGAUGCAGAAAAUCUUAUUUAUACUGUUGAUCCUGACUCAGUUGAAGUAAAUACUAAAGAUAUGGACAGUACUUUAAGCAGAGCAUCCAGGGCGAUAAAGAAAACAUCAAAAAAGGUUACAAGAGCAUUUUCUUUCUCAAAAACACCAAAGAGAGCUCUUCGAAGGGCUUUAAUGUCACAUAGUGCAACAGAAGGAAGAAGUCCCAGUUCAACUAAUGAGAGUUAUAUAGGCAGCCGACUGACUAGUACAUCGUCACUAGCGAUUGGUUGGUCAACUUCCACGUGCAGCCUACAUGGAUCUGUCAAAAGUGCUGUUAAUGUUCAUCGCUCCAGUUCUGUUGAAUGGAGCUCUCAAAAUUCCAGGCCUCGACCUGUGCUGUGUCCUGGCUCUCCAAAUAUUCAUCUUUCAAAUGCUGUAGAAGUAAAACCCUCUUCCAACUUGGAAAGCUUAAGUGGUUAUGUCUUGGACAGAUUAUGUCCUAUCCCUGUUAUUAUUACUACCACUUGUGAUGCUGGAGAUGAUAACCAAUGUGGUGCUGAAAAAUUCUGUACAUCAGAUCCUGACUGUUAAUGUCCAUCUUGCAUGAAGGUAUUCCUUCUCCUUCUUUGGUCAGUCUUCCCUCGAUCUUCGAAAAAAGGAGCCAUACAUUAAGUCGAUCAACAACCCACUUGAUAUGAAGUAGUUUUCUAAUUCAGUGCUGUAUUGUAGUGACUGACUCGCAGCUUGGCUGUUCAAAUGACCUGUUACUGACAUUAAUGGUACCUUAGUCAUUAGCACUUAGCAAUGAUUAGCAAAAUGUUAGAUAACACUAAUCACAAGGGCUUUUUAGUUGUAUUGAAGCAGAUCAGCUAAUCAGUGGAAUAAGUAACUUGGUCUUCAUUUAAGACACAGUAUUCCCUUGCAGAAAUUUAUUUUCUCGCAAACAUAAUGGAAGCAUUUUCUUCUAUGGAAAUUGUC
This is a messenger RNA of Neopsephotus bourkii (Bourke's parrot), 3909 nucleotides long. It is a transcript of the gene ECT2, whose product is annotated as epithelial cell transforming 2. Gene Ontology annotation, molecular function: guanyl-nucleotide exchange factor activity; GTPase activator activity. Gene Ontology annotation, cellular component: cell cortex; nucleus. NCBI's taxonomy places the organism in Eukaryota, Metazoa, Chordata, Aves, Psittaciformes, Psittacidae. Bases 559 to 3522 code for a protein of 987 amino acids. The transcript is spliced from 26 exons. Gene Ontology annotation, biological process: mitotic cytokinesis; regulation of cytokinesis, actomyosin contractile ring assembly; nervous system development. The record is from RefSeq and is a predicted model, not a curated record.